AUGGCAGCUAAUCCCGUGCACCUGCACGUACCAGAUCUCAAUCUCCCUCACUCAACUCUCCUCCCCUCCCUUCUCUUCUCUCGGACAAAAACGCCAUUUCAUCGUCUCUCGAAGAUCUGCAAGAAAAAAACUAUACCAGAAGUGGAAAGGAGAAGCGACUCCCCCCCCUCAUUUCUGCAUCAAAUUCCACCCCCACUCUUGUUCCUCUGUUUGUCCAUGGCGGACGCCGCUGAGCCACCGUCGACGUCGACGAGCGACCCGAAUCCCUCGGCGAGCCCUUUGUCACCGAGCUCCCAAAUCCACCCGCGCCGCGAGCCCUUCGAGCACGGUCUCCUUCCAAUCCCGAAGCUCAUCUUCCCGGACCCGACGCAGACUCUGGGUCAACUCAGACAGAAGCUCGCGUCCCAACCGCGGGUCGACGCCGCCGCCCUCGCGGAGGCGCUGCAGAUCUCGACCGACCACGCGAGGCUCGUGCUCGAUACCCUCGCCUCCGUGCUUCACUCCGAGUCCGACCCGCUCGUCAAGGCUCCGCCUGGGGAGAUUGAUUCGGUUGGGGCGGAUUCGCGUGAUCUGAUACUCUUCCUGUAUAUACAAUCGUAUAAGAAGCUGCUGCCCAGGACACACAAGGACUCCGCUGCGGUUGCCGAUGUUUGGCCCUCCACGUCAGCUUUCGAUGGUUAUUUGUCCGCUCUCUCGCCGCUUCAGCUUGUACGCAGCAACAGCCGCCGUUUCAUGCCUUCACAGGCUGAUGAAGAGGCUCAUCAGUUAUCCUAUUUACAAAAGCACAUGGGUAACAUUCUUUCUCUGCUGGCAGAACCUGUUGAAGGAGAAGGCGAAGGCGACGAGUCCCUGGUUUUGACCAUGGAAGGAUUUGAGCACCUUGGAUUUCUUAUGCAAGUUGGUGAAAAGAGUUCAGAAGGAGUUUCAUUAGGCCAAGCUGCUCCAUUCUUUGCCAAUUCAGAUCCUGACAUGCCGGCUGUUCCAGUCCCUGCUUCCGAAGUUCUUGACUGGGUAUCACAAAAUAUUACCUCCGCGCUGGAGGCUAUUACUGAAAGAAUAUCUGCUAAAGAGAAUGGUCCAUCGAGUGCAUCUGAUCAAGAUGUUGCCAUGGCUGAUAGCUGCAAUAACUCUGGCAAGACUUCUCCUAGUUCCAGAGGCACAAGCUUUAUUGAGGGUAUCUCCAAAUCGUCGUAUGUAAAACAGGCAUCGGAUCUUAAAGGCUCCUCAGUAAAGGUUUUAAAUUGUCACGAUUCGGUCAUUUACAUCCUAGCACCAUUGAGAUAUGCCACCGUCUAUGGAUGCUCUGACUCUACUAUAGUUCUUGGAGCUGUGGGGAAGGCUGUAAGGAUUGAACACUGUGAGCGAGUUCAUGUGAUUACAGCUGCAAAAAGAGUAUGUAUUGCCAAUUGUCGAGAGUGUGCAUUCUUUCUUGGUGUAAAUCAGCGGCCACUCAUGGUUGGUGAUAACCAUAAGCUACAGGUAAGUGUGUAUCAAUUUGUGAUCGAUUGUUUUGGAAGGAAGAUGUUAAGACUUAAGAGCAUACAACUGGAAAUAACUCGAAGAGUAUUUGACUGUCUGAUCCAGGUGGCACCGUACAAUACAUUUUAUGCUGAUUUGGAAGCACACAUGGUUGAAGCUGGUAUUGAAGCAAACAUCAACAAGUGGGAUGAGCCGCUGGCCUUGGGAGUUGUUGAUCCUCACGAUUCAUUAUCACAUCCGGCAGGUGUCUCUGAUGUUCAAGCUGAGACCGCCGCACGGAUAGAUCCCGACCUUUUCACAAACUUCCUGAUUCCCAACUGGUUUGGAGGCGAAUCAUCGGGGAUGACAAAAGAUAACCCCUUCCCUUUGCCAGGCAAUUAUAUGGAAUCCCGUCAGAAAAAUCUAAAAAGCUUGGAUGAGAUGAAGCAGCUAUUGAGAGACACUCCACUCGAAGACAGCCGGAAGCGAGAACUGUCAUCCGCACUCCAUGUGCUGUUCAAAGAUUGGUUAUAUGCUUCAGGUAAUGUCCGCCAACUGUACUGCCUACAAGGCGACUAAGGCCAGUCUAGCACCUUGGGGAAACGGAGGAACGCGUUUUUGUAGCAAUGCUGGGAUUCUGUUUCUGUUUUUUUCCCUAUCAUCAUCGAAAGGCAAGGAGAAGCUCAAACGUGUGCUCAUUUGAAUCUAACGGUACAACCGAUGAUGUUGUUUACCCUGGUUGAUGAUGGUGCACAGGAUAUACAUGCCAUGGCGCCUCCCCCUACUCUAAUCUCACUGUAAUAUUUUUUUGGUCUUUGGGUCUUCUGUUUUUUGAAAGCGAAAAAGGAAAGAAAAAGUUCUUACUGUAAUAUUUGUUUACACCCUCCUGGCUAGGUUUCCAGUUUUCUUGUGAAUUCCUUUUCUUAGCUCUCCAUUUUCAACGUUUGGCUUUUUUUUUACUAUUGG
Molecule: messenger RNA, 2424 nt
Organism: Linum tenue
Lineage: Eukaryota; Viridiplantae; Streptophyta; Magnoliopsida; Malpighiales; Linaceae
Source: the annotation of a GenBank genome assembly